AUUUGCUAAUCCGAAUCUUCAACGCUCUCUCAAAAAUUCUCCUUCGCAAAGCCCAGAGAGAGAGAGAGAGCUCAACACUGAAAGAACUCAAAACGAUCCCAGAUUCAAAGACAGCUUUCGUUACUUCAUAAAAUGAGAAAAAUCGUAAAAGAAACAAAUACUCACACACAGAAAGAAACAAAUCCGUUUUAACUUUUUUUUUUCUUUUGAAAGAAUCGAGAGUCUCUUUGGCAGAUUCAGUUACAGAGAAGUUGAAGUUUUACGAAGCUAAGCUUUUCAUUCACUGAAGGGUAAGUGAGUUGACUCAGCGGAGGAACUCGCUGCUGGUAAAGGUAAUUUCAAAAAUGGAAUAUUUGAACCCAAGUUGAUUGUUGCAGGUCAAUUGGGGUUUUGCUUUAGACAGCAUUUUUAAAAAAAUAAAAGGAUAGUUGGUUAAGAUGGGUGAAAUUCAGUGAAAAUUACUUGGAUGACACUUGUUUGUGAAGCUGUGUGUACACAUUGAAACCUUACAAAAAGUUUGGAAAUUUUGGAGCCUCAAUCGAUUUGUUAGUGUUUGAGGAGAACCAUUGAGUUAUUGGGAUGGGCUGUCGGUGUUCGAAACUGUCUGCUUGUUGUUGGAGUUCAGAUCAGAAUGGAUCAAUUCCUGAAGCUGAUAAUGUUGAAAAUGAGGACAAGGGUGAAGUUGAUGAUUUGCCUGCAUUCCGUGAAUACUCGAUUGAAACACUCAGGAUGGCUACAUCUGGAUUUGCCGUGGAGAAUAUAGUUUCAGAACAUGGUGAGAAGGCUCCUAAUGUAGUUUACAAGGGCAAGUUGGAAAAUCAAAGGCGGAUUGCUGUUAAAAGAUUUAAUAGGUCUGCAUGGCCUGAUGCCCGGCAAUUCUUGGAAGAAGCAAGAGCUGUUGGUCAGCUUCGGAACCACAGAUUGGCAAAUUUACUUGGUUGUUGCUGCGAAGGUGAUGAGAGGUUACUUGUUGCAGAAUUUAUGCCUAAUGACACAUUGGCAAAGCACCUAUUCCAUUGGGAAGCACAACCUAUGAAAUGGGCGAUGCGACUAAGGGUUGCUUUGCAUCUUGCACAAGCUCUAGAAUACUGCACCAGCAAAGGACGUGCCCUGUACCAUGAUCUAAAUGCUUAUAGAAUUGUUUUUGACGAUGAGGGAAACCCUAGACUUUCAUGCUUUGGUCUGAUGAAGAACAGUAGAGAUGGAAAAAGUUACAGCACAAACCUCGCUUUUACUCCUCCUGAGUAUUUGAGAACAGGAAGAGUAACACCAGAAAGUGUAAUGUAUAGUUUUGGCACCCUUCUGCUUGAUCUUCUCAGUGGAAAACAUAUUCCUCCAAGUCACGCACUGGACCUUAUACGUGAUAGGAACAUUCAUAUGCUGACAGAUUCUUGUUUGGAAGGGCAAUUCUCAAAUGAUGAUGGGACUGAGUUAGUUCGUCUAGCGUCACGAUGUUUGCAAUAUGAACCCCGAGAACGGCCAAAUCCGAAGUCAUUAGUUACGGCGCUAAAUCCUCUGCAGAGGGACACUGAGGUUCCUUCUCAUGUAUUAAUGGGUAUACUUCAUGGUGCUGCUGCUGUACCUCUAUCACCACUUGGGGAAGCCUGCUUAAGAAUGGAUUUGACUGCCAUUCAUGAGGUCUUAGAGAAGCUUGGAUAUAAAGAUGAUGAAGGUGCUGCUACUGAGCUUUCAUUCCAGAUGUGGACGAACCAGAUGCAGGAAACAUUGACAUCAAAGAAAAAGGGUGAUGUUGCUUUUAGGCAUAAAGAUUUUAGAGCUGCCAUUGAAUGCUAUACUCAGUUCAUUGAUGUUGGAACCAUGGUUUCCCCAACGGUUUAUGCUCGGCGUAGUUUGUCUUACCUCAUGAGUGACAUGCCCCAAGAAGCCUUCAAUGAUGCAUCGCAAGCUCAACUAGUAUCUCCUAUUUGGCAUAUUGCAUCCUACUUGCAAGCUGCUGCUUUAUUUGCUCUAGGAAAGGAGGAUGAGGCACAAGCUGCUCUUAGGGAUUCUUCUGCGCUUGAAACUAAAAGGAACACAACUGCUUGAGAUCAAAGUUAAAAUAAGUCACUCUCACAUCAACCUGAAUCUGAACAUCCAUUGGCAAAAAUAAGCCUCUCAGUUUUCGGGCAAGAAAGAUCACAGACUUUUAACCUCAAAAGGAAGCCACAGGGUAUGAUGAACGCAUAUAAUGUUGAUUUGUCUCUGUGCAUGACUGGUUUGGUUCAUGGUUCAGCAUGAAACAUUCUUUUACAAGAUAUUUGAUGUGGGUUGGUUUUGUUCAGUUUGACAGGGGUAGUGGGACAGCUCCAUAUUAUCUACCCAUGUUUUCACUCUUCCUGACAUUUCCCAACACAAUGAACUUGGGGGAAUAAUUAGGGAACAGAUUAUAUAUUUGUAGAGAAGGGUUUAGUUGUUUAAAACUUGCAUUUUUAAAGGGUGAAUAGAAGAUGUUGUCAUGCUUGUAAUUUAUGUACAGUACCUACUGAUUAUGGCUGCUCAUCUGGAGAUGAAAUUGGCUGUUUUUGUAUGUUGUUAAUUAUUAUUAUUAUUAAUUUUUUUUGAAA
Messenger RNA from Theobroma umbraticum, 2564 nucleotides. RefSeq names its product serine/threonine-protein kinase BSK7-like. Gene Ontology annotation, biological process: brassinosteroid mediated signaling pathway; protein phosphorylation. NCBI's taxonomy places the organism in Eukaryota, Viridiplantae, Streptophyta, Magnoliopsida, Malvales, Malvaceae. The record is from RefSeq and is a predicted model, not a curated record. Gene Ontology annotation, molecular function: protein binding; protein kinase activity; ATP binding.